UGAACGAAUGCCAAUCCGACACAUAAGACAUUGUGCGAUAAGAGAUGAGCACUAAUUACUGAGAGAGCAGUGCUUUUGAACACAAGUUUUAAAAAAUUCAUGACUUGUUGUAUGCAUUGAAAUGUUUGGUUGGCUUUAAUGUUAACGCAAACACUAGCGCUAAACGAGCCGUUAAUUAAGCAUCAAAUUAAUGCUCAAUAUAUAAGUAUUAACACAAUUAAGGCCAACACCGCUGUCAUGGAUAAGAAGCUAAUGGUAUACGCGUUGGGAAUAUUUGUCACGUAUUUCUACUUCGGUAUACUUCAGGAGAAAAUAACUCGUAGCAAAUACGGCGACAAUAAGGAGACAUUCAAAUGUACGAUAAGUCUAGUGUUCAUCCAAUGUCUGGUCAACGCAUUGUUCGCCAAAUUAAUGGUCGGCAAGUCAUGCAAACCGAUUCCUGUGAUGAUUUUGGGAGUCCUUUUUGGCCGAAAACGAUAUCCCAUUUUGAAGUAUUUGUUUGUGUUUAUGAUUGUCGUCGGCGUCGGGCUCUUCAUGUUUAAGGACAACGCCGGCCGCUCGAGCGCCGCGUCGGCCACCGCUUUGGGCACCGGAGAGCUAUUACUUAUACUGUCUCUGGCAAUGGAUGGACUGACCGGUGCUUUUCAGGAGCGAAUGAAGAAUGAAUAUAAGACCCAAUCCGGACACAUGAUGUUACAAAUGAACAUUUGGUCGACUCUCACACUCGGUCUUAUUCUCUUGAUUUUUGGCGAAAUCUGGACAUUCAUUGAGUUUGUCGGCCGCUAUCCUUACGUUAUAUACGAUAUAAUCUCAUUUUCAGUGCUCAGUGCUGUCGGACAGAUGUUUAUAUUCCUGAUUGUGGCCAACUUCGGACCCCUUCCCUGCUCUAUAACGACGACUACCCGAAAAUUCUUUACUGUUUUGGGUUCUGUUAUUCUCUUCGGUAACUCCCUGUCCAACAGGCAAUGGUUGGGAACCGCUUUCGUGUUCCUCGGGUUGGCUUUGGAUAGUUUUUACGGCAAAACUAGUGUAAAGGCUAAACCCGUUAAAUGACAUGAAUUAGUAUAAUAUUUAUUAAAUUAUUUAUUUUCAAUUUAAUAUAAUAACAGAAUAUAUGACAAAAAUAAAUCUCUAAAACCCCUGUAAACCGGU
This is a messenger RNA of Medioppia subpectinata, 1152 nucleotides long. NCBI's taxonomy places the organism in Eukaryota, Metazoa, Arthropoda, Arachnida, Sarcoptiformes, Oppiidae. The record is from the annotation of a GenBank genome assembly.